AUGCACGAAUUCACAAUAGGACCACUUGGAGAGUGGAAUGGAACGGCAAAAGUUAUUGUUAAGACGGGCAGUAUUUUUGGCGAAUCUGCAGAUGUGAUUUGCCUGACUGUAAGCAGCACCUUGGAACAUUCACCUUCGAUAUGGAAAUCUCUUACAACACAAGCAGGACCCAGGGAAUACAAGAAAGCUUUCAAAACUGCUAAAGAAGGGUCGCAAUACCUUGGACAUGGCGAUAUCCUUGUUGUGGACACUUCCAAGACAAAGCUGUCUGCAAAAUUUGUUUUUCUCGUCGUCUAUCCCGAUAUUCAUCAUCUCGACAAGGCAUAUCGUGCAAUUUUCCGUGAAGCUGCUGCUCGGAAGUGUACUUCAGUAGUGAUCCCUGGACUAGGAUGCGGUUUGUUUUUUUUUUGCCUCUUUAGUUGUCGAAUAGUUUAUUCAUAUUUUCUAGAUUUCUGGAAAGGUUGUGCCUCAAACCAAACAUACGUACUUAAUUCAUCUUUGGUAUUGAUAGUAUCAGGCUCACUUUCUUUUAUUUUUUUCUCACACACUUAA
Molecule: messenger RNA, 552 nt
Organism: Haemonchus placei
Lineage: Eukaryota; Metazoa; Nematoda; Chromadorea; Rhabditida; Trichostrongylidae
Source: the annotation of a GenBank genome assembly